Molecule: messenger RNA, 4934 nt
Organism: Malania oleifera
Lineage: Eukaryota; Viridiplantae; Streptophyta; Magnoliopsida; Santalales; Ximeniaceae
Product: DNA repair protein RAD5B
Exons: 17
Coding region: 137-3754 (1205 amino acids)
Molecular function (GO): nucleic acid binding; ATP binding; ATP-dependent chromatin remodeler activity
Source: RefSeq, a predicted model, not a curated record
CCUUUCGAAAUCUCUUCAUUUCCACUUCCCUUUCUCCCUCUCCCCAUCCUCGAACCAGUGAAAGCUCAAGUCUCCUUCCUCACCUCCAUUUCUCAUUAUUCCAUCUGGGUUAUUCUCUUAGCUGCCGUUCAGAAAUAUGGAACUCAACUCAGCAGAAGCAGAAGAGAAAAUUCAGAAGAUCAGGGCUGCGUUGGGGAAGGAACUGUCUAGAGUAGAUAUUCUCCGAGCACUUUCGCUGUCAGGGAAUGGCAUAGAUGCUGCCGUUAAGUUCAUUCUUGACACGCGAGAGUUCUGGUCAAGGCCCGUCACCGUCAAACGAACGGUUACUAGCACCGGUGCACGUGUUUCUGCGCAGAUUAAGCAGGAGCCAUCGGAAUCAGAAGAAGUUGGAUCGAUCGAUGGGUCCAACUCUAAUGUCCGAGUUAAGGAGGAACCUGAUGUGGGGUUUGAGAGUAAGGUUUCGGAUUCGGAGUAUCUUCAACUAUUGCCGCCUAGGAAUGACACGUCAAUAGCGCCUUCUGUUGAGUUUAAGGCAGAGGCGUCUACAGAGUCAGAGGAGGCUGUUUCUGUUCAUGGUUCAGAAGGGAAGAUCCAAGCAGUAGCCUCGGAGCAUUUUCAACCAUUGGUGCCUGAGAAGGCAAUGCGAGUAGUGCCUUUGGAUGAGUUUAAGCCAGAGGCAUAUAUAGAGUCGGAAGAAGCUGUAACUGUUCAUGGUUCAGAAGGGAAGAUCCAAGCGAAGGAGGAGCCCAAUGUAGGGAUUGAGAAAAAAGUCCCAUUGAAAGAAGCAUCAGCCGAUUCUGAGCGUCGUCUGCCAUUGACACUGACGAAGAAGCACCGGGAGAUGUUUAACGAGUUUCUAAGGGCAAGAAAUGCCAAAGUUGUGUCGGCAGAUGAAUAUAGCAAAGCUCUGACUACACAAGAUCGUGAAUUGUGGCAUGAACCUUCCAAGAUGAGGAAAGGAGAGACUGGGAAUCGGACUCUUAGCUCUGUCGUAGUGGAGGAUGGGGAUUUUCCCGAAGAACAAGAUUGGCUGUUGGUGGGAAGAACUAUGGUUACUGCACUUUCAACGACGAAAGGGACGAAAUUGGUGGACAAUGAGAUAGUCCAUUUUUCCUUUCCUUCUGCGGAUUCGAGAAGUAGGUAUAGAGCUUAUGGAGCGAGUGCAAAAGCUGGUGCUGCAGCAUCUGGAAUUGUGCGCUUCUCGACCAAACGAUCUGGAGAGAUUGGUAGGCUGCCCAUGGAAUGGGCAAAAUGCCUCAUUCCGCUUGUAAAUUCUAAAAAGGUGAAAGUUCUUGGUCGAUGUGUAGCUGCGCCAACAAUGCUUCAUUUGAUGCAAGAAAUAAUACUUUAUUUGAGCUUUUAUGUUCAUCAUUCCAUUUUCACUGAGGGUGACACAUCUUCAUGGAGGCUGGAUGCUUCUUCCAACAUUGAUUCCACAGUUUAUCCCCUCCCGACUCUGUUCAAAGUGUUGAAAAUCAAACCAUAUCAGAAGGCUGAAUUCACCCCCGAGGAUCUUGACUCACGAAAACGUUCGCUAAUUCUAGAACAGGAUUACCCCGAGGAAGCUUCGUCCAUGUUGCCCAUAGUGAAACGAAGAAAGGAUUGCCAACAGUUUCCUGAACAAAACAAAGAUGAACAAGCUAUUUCCGAGUCAUCUGUAAACAAGCUAGUUGGUGCUGCAGAUGUGUAUAACUUAGAGGAGAUGGAGGGCCCAAGUACCCUUACGUGUGAACUAAAGCCAUACCAGAAACAAGCUCUCUAUUGGAUGUCAGAAUCUGAGAAGGGAAUUGAUGUUGAGAAAGCAGCAGAAACUCUUCAUCCAUGUUGGGCAGCCUAUAGUAUAUGUGACCAGAGGGCUUCUUCAAUCUAUGUGAACAUCUUCUCAGGGGAAGCAACAGCAAAAUUUCCGACUGCGACACAGAUGGCAAGGGGAGGAAUUUUAGCAGAUGCCAUGGGGCUUGGGAAAACUGUGAUGACAAUAGCUCUAAUACUUGCAAGGCCAGGUAGGGGAAACCCUGAUAACCAAAGACUUGUCACAGAAGCUGCUAAUGAUUCUAUAAGCACACAAAAAAAUAAAAAAGAUUCUUGUGCAAAAGUUUCCAAGAAAGCAAGAGGUGGCACUCUUGUUAUUUGUCCCAUGGCCUUGUUGGGCCAGUGGAAGGAUGAGCUUGAAACCCAUUCGGAGCCGGAAAGUCUUUCAAUUUUUGUUCACUAUGGUGGGUAUAGAACCAAUGACCCUAAGGUGAUGGCAGAACAUGAUGUGGUCUUGACGACAUACGGUGUCUUAACUGCAGCAUAUAAAAAUCAUGGGGAGGACAGCAUCUUCCACAGGGUUGACUGGUACCGGGUGGUGUUAGAUGAAGCUCAUACUAUUAAAUCUUCGAGGACCCAAGGUGCUCAGGCUGCCUUCAAAUUAUCUUCACACUGCCGGUGGUGUCUUACUGGUACUCCUCUGCAGAAUAAUUUGGAAGACCUCUACAGCCUUCUAUGCUUCUUACGUGUUGAGCCAUGGUGCAAUUGGGCAUGGUGGUCUAAAUUGAUUCAGAAGCCUUACGAAUGCGGCGAUCAAAGAGGGCUGAGAUUGAUUAAGGCCAUUCUGAGGCCACUGAUGCUAAGGAGAACAAAGGACACAAAGGACAAACAAGGAAGGCCCAUACUUACUCUCCCUGCCACGGAUAUUCAAAUCAUCGAGUGUGAACAAUCAGAAGCAGAACAUCACUUUUACAAUGCCCUCUUCAAGAGAUCGAAGGUUCAGUUUGACCAGUUUGUGGCACAAGGCAAAGUUCUCCACAACUAUGCAUCCAUCCUUGAGCUACUACUUCGUCUGAGGCAAUGUUGCAACCAUCCAUUUCUCGUCAUGAGUCGAGUCGAUUCGCAAAAAUAUGCAGACCUAAACAAGCUAGCAAGAAGGUUUCUUGAAGGCAGCACUGAUUCUGAAUCCCCAAAUCACAGACUGCCCACCAGAGCAUACGUGGAAGAGGUGGUGGAGGGUAUCCGGCGUGGGGAGAACAUGGAAUGCCCAAUAUGCUUGGAAUACGCCGAUGACCCAGUGCUCACCCCCUGCGCCCAUCGGAUGUGCAGGGAAUGCCUCCUUUCCAGCUGGCGAACACCAUUGGCCGGCGCAUGCCCAAUCUGCAGGCAACCGCUGAGGAAGAAUGAUCUCAUAACAUGCCCGUCUGAGAACAAGUUCCGAGUCGAUGUGGAGGAGAACUGGAAGGAGUCUUCAAAGGUUUCGAAGCUGCUGAAUUGCUUGGAAUGGAUUGGGCAGUCGAGGUCAGGGGAGAAGAGCAUUGUGUUCAGCCAGUGGACUUCGUUUUUUGAUCUCCUGGAGAUCGCAUUGAGGGACAGGGGAAUUGGGUUCUUGAGGUUUGAUGGAAAACUGGCGCAGAAGAGCAGGGAGUUGGUAUUGAAGGAGUUCAGUCAGACCAAAGAUAAAAUGGUACUGCUAAUGUCACUGAAAGCGGGAGGCGUGGGCUUGAACUUAACUGCAGCUUCUCACGUCUUUAUAAUGGAUCCAUGGUGGAAUCCAGCAGUAGAGGAGCAAGCAAUUAUGCGAAUUCAUCGCAUUGGACAGAAGCGAACCGUACGGGUCAGAAGAUUCAUCGUCAAGGUGGGCUCCCCGCAUACCCCCUUUUCUUUUUUUGUUAAUUUUUAUUUUCUUAAAAAAAAAAAAAAAAAGGGUGGGCUGGGCCUGAACAGAUUAAGGCCCAAAAGGCUCAGUGUGAGCUGUUCAAGGCCGGCAGAGUUGAGUUAAUUGAAAUGAAUGGGGGGCAGGACACGGUGGAGGAGAGGAUGCAGCAAGUUCAGGCCAGGAAGCAGCGGAUGAUCGCCGGCGCCCUCACCGACGACGAAGUUCGGACGGCCAGGAUUGAGGAGCUCAAAAUGCUUUUCCGCUAGGCUGUCUUCCCCCCGCCCGUCUAAAGAGAUGAGACCAGUGAGGUCCAAUUUUGUAAUUUUUUGUAGUUAUCGGUGGCAAUUAAAUUCUCUUUUAUUCGUCCGGUCGGUAUUUAGAAGCCCAACGCGCUUUUUCGCUGUUUUUUUUUUUUUUUGGUUUUUUUGGGGGGUGGGAUCUAAUUCUCAGUAAGGGAGAGAGAUGAGACCUCCAACUUUGUGAAUUUCUGUAGUUAUCGGGUAAUUAAUUAAUUCUUUUAUUGUGGAAAAUUUGACGUGUCUUGUUGAGGCUUCUCAGCCGUUAGACUUUGUUCCAAACUUCAGUAGAUCGCGAAAUCGAGACCGUCCAACAGGUUACGGAUCGGUCAAGCCCUAAACUCCGAAUAUUCUGUGAACGGAAAUAUGGAAUCCGUGACAACCGGGGAUACAGACAACUCGUGAUUGGCCCACGCACGACAAAAUAAAUUUCGGAAAGGCAAAGACAGGGAAGAUAACAAUGUGUGUCCGCCGAACACGUGUCCACUUACCUGACUAAUAUAGAAGGUGGAUAGGGCGACCACGUGACUAGGCCGCGGGCCGUCGGAUCCUAGGGAGGACGUAGCAUGGAAAGUAUGGACGAAUGCGGUGUUGACGCGCGGGCUCCGAUGCCCGUUAGAGAGGGAGGGGUCAAAAACCGGGGGAGAGGGUGGAAUCGAACAACACGGGGGAUUUGGCGCCGUUUAGGAGAAGCGUCAAAAAGACAAGAUGGGUGUGUUGGACCGACCAAAGGUUUUUUCGUAAUUUAAAAAAAUUUAUCUGGAUCUGGUGUGUGUUGGCUUGGCUUGGUUUGGCUGCCUGCCUCUCAGCUCCUCACUUAAAGGCUGGCAAUAUGCCUUUUCUAGAUUUUUUUUUUUAUUUUUUCCUUUCCCAACUUGGUGGAUCUAUUUUAUUUUUUGAUCUCCCCUCUUUUGCUUUCAGUUUUUAAGGUUCAUCUAAUAUUUGGAAUGUUUAAUUAUCUCUUGUUUUUUUCCUUCUUUUAUAAAAGAAUUCUAAUAUUCAGUAUA